This is a messenger RNA of Podarcis muralis (Common wall lizard), 1721 nucleotides long. RefSeq names its product GRB2 related adaptor protein (gene GRAP). Gene Ontology annotation, molecular function: protein binding. Lineage: Eukaryota; Metazoa; Chordata; Lepidosauria; Squamata; Lacertidae. The record is from RefSeq and is a predicted model, not a curated record.
GUCGAUGGAUUAGCGAGAUAGCCUUUGAGGUUUCAGCUGCAGAACGCCAACAAGGUUGAACAAGCAGGGGGGGCUUUAUUUUUCGAGGCCCCUCCCGGCUCGGAGGAGGACCCAGAGCGAGGAUGGAGGCCGUGGCCUUGUACAACUUCCAGGCUGAUGAGAAGGACGAAUUGCCAUUUAAGAAGGGCGACACCCUGAAGAUCCUGAACAUGGAAGAUGACCUGAACUGGUACAAAGCCGAACUCUUCGGCACCGAAGGAUUCAUCCCCAAAAACUACAUCAAAAUGAAACCUCACCCGUGGUAUUCCGGAAAGCUGUCCAGGCAAGCAGCUGAGGACGUUCUCUUGAAACGUAAUUUCCAGGGAGCUUUCCUUAUCCGGGAAAGUGAGAGCAGCCCAGGAGAUUUCUCCAUCUCAGUGAACUAUGGAGAUCAAGUGCUGCACUUCAAGGUACUGAGAGAAAAGAAAGGGAAGUACCAUCUCUGGGACGAGAAGUUCAACUCCAUCAAUGAACUGGUGGAUUUCUACAGAACUACCACCAUUGCCAAGAAAGCGCAGAUUUUCCUCAGGGAUCAUGCGGAAAUGCAGGAGCCGAAAAAGCCAAAAUUCGUCCAGGCUCAAUUCAACUUCACGGCCAAAAGCCCAUCCCAGCUGAGCUUCUGUCGAGGGGACGUCCUUGAGAUCCUGGACUGCUCUGAUCCCAACUGGUGGAAAGGGAGGAUUGGCGUGAAGACGGGCCUAUUCCCCAGGAACUAUGUCUUCCCACUGCGCAUGUGACCCGCUUCACCUGCGUUCUCAUCGGAGGCUUCUUCUGAAGCAGCCAAUCAAAAUCUCCCUGAGCAGAAGUCCUGUGGAACAUCUAUGGAAUGACCGCCCCACUUGGAACCUUUUUCAGAAGUGGACCAAAAAGUGGACCUCUCAUGUGACAAGUGGUGGUGUAAGGGAGUGGCCUUCAACAUUUCCUCGCCCACAACCAGGGAUGUGGGAGAAACUUGAUUUUGUUUGCAUUCGAAUGAGAAACCACCUGAUUUGUGCUUCUCGAACCAAUCUGCAAACCGAAACACAGCCAUCCUUGGAAAUUCAUGUUUCUUCCCAUUUUGAGACUCAGUUGUUCAACCAGCAUAUAUAAAAGUGGAAAAUGUGCUCUUCAUUGGUUUUUCUAAGAUAAAGAGACAGAAGAACCACAGGGAAAAUGCAGAAUGACAAUGACUGGAUGACAGUGCCAUGUGGAUGCCCCGUAAUAAGUGAGUGAAUGAAGGGUGGCAAUCCCACACUAAACACUGACAGAGAAAGCACUCCUCCAUUGGUUUGGUGCCAGUUGAAUCAUCACAGUUUCCCCUGAAGAAUCCUGGGAAUUGUAGUUUUACUGACAUCUGCUCUGUAGCCUCACCCUUAAACAGAACUAGAGUUCCCAGCAUUCCCUGGGAAUGAACGAAUGACUGUGAAACCAAUAUCAAGUUCCAUUAUUGUAUGGGCGCAUCCAUGGCAAUUCCCUCUCAUUUCUUUUGCAUUAUAUUUCCUCUUCGUCUGUCCCAGGUUGCUGGAUGAUUCAAACAAGUUGGGUUUGUGUCAGCAAAACCCACAGGGACAUUGGUAGGCUGGAAGUAAUGAACCCCUGAAUCUAAUCCAAUGGAUUGACCAAGAAUUUGGGGACACUGUUUCCAUCGGAGGAUGGGGUUCCCUUGUGUGGGAUCUUCUAGGGACCACACUUCAGUCCUGGGG